Molecule: messenger RNA, 2796 nt
Organism: Saxophila tyrrhenica
Lineage: Eukaryota; Fungi; Ascomycota; Dothideomycetes; Mycosphaerellales; Extremaceae
Gene: VAC7
Product: Vacuolar inheritance and morphology protein
Exons: 2
Coding region: 1-2796 (931 amino acids)
Biological process (GO): protein localization to vacuolar membrane; positive regulation of phosphatidylinositol biosynthetic process; vacuole inheritance
Cellular component (GO): fungal-type vacuole membrane; PAS complex
Source: RefSeq, a predicted model, not a curated record
AUGGCGAACAAUAACCCGGACGCCGAAGCUCAGGGCAACGGCCAGGCUGAGUCGACGCCUGGGAAUUCUGCUGCGAAGCAGAGUGUGAAUACUGCUCCUCCUCCGCCGUUGCAGAAGCAGGCGUCGAAUACGCUUGUGCCGACGACGACUUCGUCGGCGGGUGCAAGUCCGCGGACCUCACGUAAUACGUCGCCGGUGAGGAAGGACAGUCGACAACAACCACUGUCUAAUACACCUUCGACGCAACCUUCUGCGGCUGCCAUUCAAAGAGCGCUGUCUGCGGCAAGCGUGCCACAAUUACCAGCAGGAGGAGUGUCGGAUGCGAUGUCGAAACUGCCCAAACCACCACAGAAAAACGGAGGCGCAUCUGGAGACACAACGCCUCGAUGGCCUACUUCACCACGACUGAAGUCUCCUCCACCUUCUGCGACAAACUCGAGGAGGAAUUCAAGUACCGCACAGAAGAAGACGGAAACUACGGCAGCGCCGAGUAUAAAUGUCCAGAGUGCGACACCCAACAGCCCUACACCUCCUCCCUCCACGAAGCAAGGAGUCGAUGAGACAGCAAAGGCACAACAGCAACUUCAAACACCAGUAAAGGGGCCUUCACGUGGCGCGAGUGGGAAGUCGACGCUGGAGACUGUGCAGGAGAAUAGUGCGGAUGAUGUGAAGGAGCCGAGUCCGGCGGCUGUAAGGGCGGCUGCUGAUUUGAAGCCGCUUACGAGACUUGACCAGGAGGAGAAGGCUGAAGCUGCUAAUGGCGAGACGGAGACUACCUCGUUGCAUGCUGAGAGUGGUAGUGAGAGUGCAGGUGCGAAGACAGAGAAGAAGAAGGAUCAGGAGAGCAUUGCGCAAAGGCCGAAGAACGGCACGACGAAGAGCUACGCAUCCCUAGCUUCGUCCAAAUCACGGCAGCCGGAGGGCAAGCAGAACAUGACUGUCGAGACGGAGACUGUGCCUUCGAUACCGCAAUCCGCUAUUGCGGCCGGAGAUCGAUCUGGUGGUACACGCAACGAGAACAGCGGCAGUGUCAGGCUGAAACCGAGCAAUGAAACGAUUCGACCGAAGAAGGAGCGCAAGAAGCCGACGCAGAAAGCAAGGAGUAUCAAUCAGGGUACUGCGCGAGAAGACGACUCGACUACCGCGCCGAACAGCCCAGCAGCCAGGUCGUACUCACACCACCUUAGACACACCUUUACCCAUCGCACCUCAACUUCGUACUCAGUCUUCAGAACAUUCUCUAACAAAUUCGGGCGAAAAGCUUCUUCCAAAGCAGAUAUCUUCGAAGCGCGCGUGGCGAACGCGGUCGACGAGGCGAACUCUUCCGACUCUGAAGAGACGUUCGUCUACGAAUCGAAUCCUCCUGAACCUCAGCGGCGAGCACGACAUCAUUCCAGAACGCCGAGCGUGACUUCUUCGCACAGCGUAGCAGACGGCCAGCGAAGUGCUGGCAUGCGGAGUUUCGGCGACGUGAUGGAUGAGCGGCGGGUGGCUGGGAAGCGCAGCAUGAAGUUCUCUAACAACGCCUACAACGACAUCGACAGCCCGGACGCCAAAGAUGGAUCAGUGCGAUCGCAUACGCCGCGGCAUUUCGGUCGGUUUGGUAGGGGAGGCAGCCAUGCGUCGAUGUUCGAUCCGGACUCGCCAUUUACGCAGGCAUCGAAGUUGAGGUCGCAGCAAAUGAAUCUGAGGCAUUCGCGGCCGGGGUCGCCGAGGAGUCCGCAGAGUGUGCAGCAGCAGAGGAUGUCGGGACUGUUUGGGAAGAAGCAGGAACCGUCGUCCUUUGACUUCGAUGCUGAGGGUGGGGAUGACGAGAGGACGCCGCUGGUUGGUACUGUGCGGACUCCGAGAAACGGCAGGCUGCCUAGGCGCAUCAGCAGUCAUGGCGCUAUCGACCCUUACUAUGGCGUCCGGCGGCACUCACGUUUUGGUCGGUUCGGAGGCUGCAUGCUCGGGUUCGUGGUCUUUGCGGCUGCUAUUCUGAGUGCGAUUGCGUUCUUGGUCAUGUCGAAUCGGCCGAUGUACGAGGUCGAGAUCCGCAAGAUCCAGAACGUGCUGGCGAGCGAGCAGGAGUUGAUGCUGGAUUUGCUGGUGGGAGCGGUCAAUCCGAAUGCGUUGGGCAUUGCGGUGACGGAUAUGGAUGUGAAUAUUUUUGCGAAGAGUAAGCAUGUCGGGACUGGGGAGAUGUGGAGGGAGCGGAGGGCGGCGCAGCUCACGACGAGCGAGAGUGUGGUAAGGGAGAGGCGGAAGCGGCAGGCGUUGCCACCUGUCGACAGACCUACACUGGAAGACUCGAACGGCUGGAAGGACCUCUCGAACCACUGGCACGCACCCCCCGGCCCCCACGGCGGCGUCGACGAAGGCACCGACCCCCCCGACGACGAUGAUCUCGGCGGCGACACCGCAACCAUGCUCCUCGGCCGCAUCGUCCACUUCGACCAAGGACUCGAAUUCGAAGGCUCGCCCCUCAAACGCCACCUGCACUACUCGGUCGGCGAGCUUCGCCUCGAGAAACCCGGAAAUAAGACCGAGACGGGCGGUAGUGCGAGAUGGGAGAAGGUGCUGCAGUAUCCGUUUGAGCUGAUCAUACGCGGGGUGCUGAAGUAUCAGCUGCCGAUUUCGAGUCGGGUGGAGACGGCGGCUGUGGGGGCGAGCGUGCUUGUGCAUCCGGAAGAUGGAGUGGAUCCCACUGGCGCCAUGAGGGUUGAGGAGGUUGAUCAUACGGAGUAUUGGCAGUGGAUUGAUUGGGAAGAUGUUGUGGAGGAGGAUAAGCGAGAAGGGAGGGGGAGGGUGUGA